AUGCCAGGUAUUGUGAGAAAUGUGGUAGCAAGAGCAUUCAAGUCUGCAGAGCUUCCGCCUGCUUUAAGAGAGAGAGUACUUAGCCGGCAGAAGGAAGGAAAUAUACAGCGAUUGGAAAAGUUGGCCAAGUCAUUGCAACCCGGAGAAUAUCACAUUGAGCUUCAGGCGGAGUCUGAGCUGGUGAAAUGCUUCUAUCCCACCAAAUUUGCCAGAGUAGAGCUGCCGAAUGGUAAAAAUUAUAGUAACAAACAGCUAGAGAUGCUGGGAGAGAAUCUUCUUUUGCUGAAUAUGAAUAAGACGUUCCUGAAUCUGUUCAAGAGAUCGGAGCAGGAUAUAUCAGGUUUUGAUUUUAAUUUCGCAGCGAAAAUGGACCAUAUGAGUAGCUGGAAAAAGGAUUCGCCGGAAUUGAUACGACGUUUCCUUAGAAAUAAGAAGUUAACGAACCUGGCGAGGCUUCCAGCUCCCAGCAAUCGAAUCCCAGAAAGAAUUCAGCAUGGUUUCGAUCGAAAAGCUUUCAGCGCUGUCAUUGGCUACAUUUCGGUGACAAAUGAAUUAACCAUCGUUAGUAAAUUUCUGAGAGAGAAGAUUACAAACCCGAUUGCUCGGGCCAUUUUGCUACGCUAG
This is a messenger RNA of Torulaspora globosa, 624 nucleotides long. RefSeq names its product Cbs1p (gene CBS1). The coding region runs from base 1 to 624 and encodes 207 amino acids. Lineage: Eukaryota; Fungi; Ascomycota; Saccharomycetes; Saccharomycetales; Saccharomycetaceae. The transcript has a single exon. The record is from RefSeq and is a predicted model, not a curated record.